This is a messenger RNA of Anneissia japonica, 936 nucleotides long. Its product is annotated as germinal-center associated nuclear protein-like. Bases 226 to 921 code for a protein of 231 amino acids. The transcript is spliced from 6 exons. The record is from RefSeq and is a predicted model, not a curated record. NCBI's taxonomy places the organism in Eukaryota, Metazoa, Echinodermata, Crinoidea, Comatulida, Comatulidae.
UUAAAUCUUAGAUAUAUUUCUUUUAUAAAAAAUUAUAGGGAAGUACAAAAGUACAGGUUUGAAGUACGAGAAUCGAGUGAAGUCAAGUUUGCUGUACAGGUGUUCACUGCUUUGAAUAGCAACAACUAUGUUCGAUUUUUUAAACUUGUUAGAUGUGCUACAUACCUGAAUGCCUGUGUUCUGCACCGGUAUUUUACACAGAUCCGAAGCAGUGCCCUCGAAACAAUGGUGAAAGCAUACAGUACUACUCGUGGCGGAUCUUACCCGUUGGUUGAUUUUGUGCGACAGCUUAUCUUUGAAGAUGAGAGAGAGGCAUCUGAAUUCUGUGCCUCUCAUGGGCUUGAGGUUACUGAUGGUGAUAUCAUAUUUGAAAGCAAAUCUUCCUUUGUCCGGCCUAGUAGUGCCAUAAGUGCCAGGAGGGCAGUGAAGCUAAUUGAGGCCAAGAAUGAGCUUAGCAUCGGACAGGUUGUAAAUAACCGACAACCCUUACCUCCACUAGAACCCCAUAUUCCGAUAACUAGUUUUGAUUCUGAAGGCAAAUUCAUCGGACAAAAUAAGAUGAUGCCUGCAGUAACAGUAGAGGCAGUGGCACCAACUGUGGUUCAGCUUCAAACCAUGCAAGAAAAAGAAGAUACUAAACAACCAGAAUAUACAAAUGAACAGGUAAAGGGAGUAGCAAAAGAACUAUUUAUUGAAGUGAUCAAUGAGAUGUGUGUGGAGCUUAGCACAAGAUUAUUUAACGUUCUUAAUCAUCUCAUGAAAGACGAAGCUCCUCUGAUCCUGGAGAAUUUGUUGCAUGAAGUGACGGGACGUAUGAUACUUGAUACUGCCUCCGUGACAUAUGAAGAAGCACAGCUUGCCUGGAAACGAGUCCAAGAGGAGCGGCAAAGGUCAGAUACUUGUUUUAUGUUUAGAAAUUAACCCCCAAAAAGAUAU